This is a messenger RNA of Dioscorea cayenensis subsp. rotundata (Guinea yam), 1077 nucleotides long. Its product is annotated as nuclear cap-binding protein subunit 1-like. Gene Ontology annotation, cellular component: nuclear cap binding complex; nucleus. The record is from RefSeq and is a predicted model, not a curated record. The transcript has 9 exons. Gene Ontology annotation, biological process: nuclear-transcribed mRNA catabolic process, nonsense-mediated decay; mRNA export from nucleus. Gene Ontology annotation, molecular function: mRNA binding; protein binding; RNA cap binding. Bases 157 to 1062 code for a protein of 301 amino acids. Lineage: Eukaryota; Viridiplantae; Streptophyta; Magnoliopsida; Dioscoreales; Dioscoreaceae.
UUCACUGUCAUGUUUGAUGUUUCUAGCCCAUCCAAACCCUAAAACCCAGGAACAAAACCAAACCCUAGCUUUCGAUCCUCCCAUCUCCCCAUUUCGAUCUCUUCUCCUAAACCCUUGUUCUAGGACGAAUCCUCUUGUUCUCUCUUCUCAGCAGCGAUGGGCGGCAGUAGCAGCUGGCGGUCGCUGUUCCUGCGGAUCGGCGACAAGUGCACGGAGUAUGGUGGCUCCACGGACCACAAAGAGCACGUUGAUACAUGCUAUGGUGUAAUUUGGAGAGAGAUGGAGCAUUCAAAAGAAGAGAUUUUUAAGCUCUUUCUGGAAUGUGCUGAGCAAUUGCCACAUAAGAUUCCCUUCUAUGCUGUAUUGAUUGGUUUAAUAAACCUUGAAGAUGAGGACUUUGCUAAAAGAGUGGUUGAUGCAAGUCAAACCAUCUUACAGGAGGCCUUGUUUUCGGGAAAUUGUGACAGAAUUCGUAUAAUUAUGCGGUUCUUGACAGGGCUGAUGUGCAGCAAAGUUCUUCUACCUGGUUCUAUAAUUGAGGUUUUCGAGAAAUUGCUAUCAUUUGCUUCCAAGGUCGUUGAUGAUGAAGGUGAAAAUCCAUGGCAAUCAUGUGCAGACUUUUAUGUCACAUGUAUCUUAUCCUGCUUACCUUGGGGAGGUGCAGAACUAUCUGAGCAAGUUCCCGAUGAGGUUGAUAGUGUUAUGGUCCGUGUUGAGUCUUAUCUAAGCAUGAGAAGGCAUUCCGGUGAUGCUGGUUUCAGAGUUUUUGAGUUAGAUGAAGCUAAACAUUCUGACAAUAAGGAUUUUUUAGAAGAUUUAUGGGACCGGAUACAGACUCUCUCCAAAAAUGGUUGGAAAGCUGAUAGUGUGCCCAGGCCUCACCUGUCCUUUGAAGCUCAAUUGGUAGCCGGAAAGUCUCACAAUCUCUCUCCUAUAUGUUGUCCUGAGCUACCUGCAUUUUCCUCUUCCCCUUCUUCAAAUCAUAAAGCUAAGUUGAAGUAUCCUCAAAGGCUUUGCAGGCUUAAUAUAUUCCCACCAAAUAAAGCUGAGGUAUGCUUGUAGAUUAAUUUUGAUCAU